Aspergillus aculeatinus CBS 121060 is the source of this 785-nucleotide messenger RNA. RefSeq lists its product as uncharacterized. The record is from RefSeq and is a predicted model, not a curated record. Bases 41 to 454 code for a protein of 137 amino acids. The transcript is spliced from 2 exons. NCBI's taxonomy places the organism in Eukaryota, Fungi, Ascomycota, Eurotiomycetes, Eurotiales, Aspergillaceae.
UUCCCUGCUGCUGGGUGCUUGGCAGGGACGUCAUUUUUCGAUGUCGAAGAUCGGAUUUCAAAGCAAAGCCGACUUAGAUGGGCUGUGGAGGUAUGUGCGUGGUGUACGAACUACUGUGGUCUGUAUAUGGGCACUUUGGUUGUUGAUGCCAUGUGAAGAUGAUUUGGUUGCAGGUCUGGUUGACAGGUGUUUCACACCGCCUUGUUUCUUUGGCAUUUAUCUGCCGGCAGAAGCAUUUGAUUAUCAGGCGGUAAAGACCUUCCGACCACUAGAACCUCAUAUGGAGAACUGUACACACCCUACGGGUAGCCAGCCAGCCAAGGAUGUAUGUUUGUUGACACCCGCGACUGCGUUGCUGAUGUCUCUUCCACAGCGCCAGUCAAUUGACCGAUCUACUCACAACCCUGAGAGAACGCGAAACCCUCCUUCGGACUGGGGAACAAGAGUCAAAUAACUACAUUCUCCAGUCCAGCCUCAGUUUCACUGCUCUCUCCAGCCAGGAUGAUCCGGGCUAUCCCCAGAACUGUUGCCUGAACGGGCCAUCCGACGCCCGAGAAUGACUUUAAUCUGCCAGGCGAUGUCAAGAGCCUUGCUCAAAACGAGCUGGAUGUACUUGAUCACUUUAUUGUCGGUGUUGUCGAACCCUGAGACACGAACCAGCCAAUCAAGCUUUAUGCGGUCCGAGAUGACCAGUGAGCACUACUGGGGAGGUUCCAGAGUCAUUUCUAAGCCAUUGUUACACAAGCUCUCUUUCCGCCGCAAUGGCAAUUAGAACUUAAUCAAGC